Molecule: messenger RNA, 1161 nt
Organism: Clunio marinus
Lineage: Eukaryota; Metazoa; Arthropoda; Insecta; Diptera; Chironomidae
Source: the annotation of a GenBank genome assembly
GCCGUUCACCGAAACCUGCUCAAAGUUUCUGUUUUAUUUUUGCCACUUUUCGUAUUAGUUUCAGAGUAAAUUUAAACCAUGAAACAAAUGUUGUUUGUUUUUACUGUGAUCACAUUUUUGUAUUGUGACUUUUCAUCAGCUCAACGUAGAAUUUCAAAUAGUGAAACUGCAAAAGAAAAUGAAUUUCCAUACAUGGCGAUUGUUCAAGCAGGCUCAACUACCUGUGGUGGUGCAUUAAUCAGUGAUGAAUUUGUGAUAACAGCUGCACAUUGUCUCAUGAACCUCAAUGGAAAUCAAAGAAAAAGAAUAAUUUUUGGUAUCAAUAAUUAUUACAAAGCUGACGAUGAACCACAAAGAGUCGAAUUUAAAAAUUACAAAUAUUGGAUUCAUGAAAAUUUUACAAUGCCUUCAGCUACGAAUGAUAUUGCAUUGAUUCAAACUCCAGAAAAAAUAAAAUUUUCUCAAAAAGUUCAACCAUUAAAGCUUUCCUGUGAUGAAAGGAUCGAUGGGAAUGGAAAAGAGGUUUCCGCAGUGAUUUCUGGUUGGGGAUUGGAUGAAAAUUAUCACCCACCGUCGGUCCUUAAAAAAGCAAUAAUGACUUUGAUUUCAAUUAAGGAUUGUUACAAGUAUCAACCUCACUUUGUUGAGAAGAUAACCGCACAUCAUAUUUGUGCGUUCGGAAAGAAAUCAUCCGGAAAAAUUGAUGUCGUUAGUCCAUGCGAUGGAGAUUCAGGUUCGCCUUUGGUUGCUAUUGAUACAAGGGAGCUUAUUGGCAUAACAAGCUACGUUAAGGACGCUGAAGAUGGCAUUCCAACAAGGAAUGUAUGUGAAAGCGAUCAAGCACCAGCAGUUUAUGUUCGAGUGACUUCGUACCAUGAUUGGAUCAAAGAGAAAAGUGGGAUAAGGUUUUGCUAGAAACGUAUAGGAAUCGACGAUAUAAAAGCUUAAAUAAAAUUUUGAAUUUAUUGAUCUAUAAAUCUUUAAAGUAAAAAAAGAAAUUUCUUGGGUUUUAUUCCAUUCAUUUUUAGCUUCGAUAAACGUCAGAGCACCAAACAAAUUCAUAUUGAAACAGAACGUCAAUCAAUUUCUCUCGACAUUCAAUUUAUUUCAUUUUUAAUCUCGUUGUGAUUAAAAUGUCUGUAAUGUAUUCGCAUGUUGAAG